Molecule: messenger RNA, 1383 nt
Organism: Durio zibethinus
Lineage: Eukaryota; Viridiplantae; Streptophyta; Magnoliopsida; Malvales; Malvaceae
Source: RefSeq, a predicted model, not a curated record
AUGGCUGAGAACAAUACCGAUACCAGUCAACCUGAUAUUGAUUUUGCUAAGUUCCUUACUUUGCUUCCCAGUGCUCUUCCAGAUCACCUCCAUUAUCUGAUUCGUGAUGAACUUGAUGUGAUUCAUAAGAUCUUUCGCGAUUUACCACCUCAUUGGCGUGGUGUCUUCAUUGAUAUCCUUUCUGGGAAGGCGUCUAAGUUUCGUGAUUAUCUCCUUCUUGCGAAAUCCUAUGGAUGCCCUGUUAAUUCAGUGCUUCAAUUAUUCGCUGAACUACGUAUGUUCCAUAUGACGGCUAAAAUGGAAGCUAUCUUGGGACAUCCUUUGGUCACCCUUGCCCAAAAUUAUGGAAAUCCUAAUAAUGGCACUGGUAAAACUGGGCUUCUGUAUGCAUGGUUAGCGCCAUCAAAGGCUGCUUCAAUUCUCCAUUUGCAAAAUGUGGCCUUUGGAUUACAUGAUAUGCCGAGAUGCACUCGUGCCAUCCUUGCUGAAAACUAUGGAAAUCCUAAUAAUGGCACUGGUAGUACUGGGUUUCAGCGUCAAAGGUCAGGGCCAUCAAAUGGUUCUCUGGUUCAUCAUGAUACAGCAGGCCUUCAUGGUAAUACUGCCGGUACAGAUGUGGCAAUCUCGGCUGCUGGGCAUGGUACACCACCUUACCAUGAUAACAAUACUGUCGGUACAGAUUUGGCAAUCUCUGUUGCUGGGCAUCGGAGUGUUCUUAAACCCUCACAUGCCACGGUUCUUGAUGAUAUAACCAAUCUGAUGAAAGAAAUCUUUGCCUCCUUGAACGGCAAUCCUCAGCUUGCCAGAGAUUACCCAAAAUGGUUUACGACUUUACUUGGAAUCAAUGGUGGUGUAAUCAUUACCCUGAUUUCCAAGUCGACCAGCAACAACCCCCAAUCACUUUCUACUGAAAUCAUGGAAUCUUUUACUGCAUUAUCUGCAGUUGUUGGAUUCUCUGCUAGCUUAGCAGGACUGUACCUUAUUACCAAUAAGCCACAGACAUUACCAUUUAGCUGCGACUCUGAAAUUGCCACCCGAAAGGUGGGAAUUGUGGGUGGCAUUGCUACUGCCUUUGCGUUUAUAGCAGGCGUUCUCUUGCUCCUGCCAAAUAACCCAUUCAGAUGGAUCACAAUGGGCCUGGCUGCUGCAUUACUCUUAAUCCCAUUCCUCAUCAGGUUUUUGGGUUAAUUCUCAGGAGAAUAUGCAUGUUGGCUGGGUUCUUCUUAAAUAUGAGUAGUAAUCAGUAGCGACUGGAAUGGUUGGGUUUUUUUUUUUUUUUUCAUCUAGACUUAAUUUGAAUUAAGUCUCUUGUACUAGGGCUUUGCCCUCUCGGUGUAACAAAGAAAUUGUAUUUUGUUGAUGAAACAAGACCUGAAAUAUCAU